Molecule: messenger RNA, 6378 nt
Organism: Anolis sagrei ordinatus
Lineage: Eukaryota; Metazoa; Chordata; Lepidosauria; Squamata; Anolidae
Gene: NACC2
Product: NACC family member 2
Biological process (GO): regulation of transcription by RNA polymerase II
Molecular function (GO): DNA-binding transcription factor activity, RNA polymerase II-specific; protein binding; RNA polymerase II cis-regulatory region sequence-specific DNA binding
Source: RefSeq, a predicted model, not a curated record
AGGAGUGAAAACAACCCCAAACUGCGCCAGCUCUGCAGACUGUUUGGAAUACUUCAAAUGCCUUGACACUCUGCCGCCGCAUGUCCUAGAUGGCUUUGCGGCGCAGCGAGGAGGAGGAGGACGACGACCAUUCGUAUGCAAAGCUGCGCCAUAAAUUUCCCCCCAAACAUAUAUCUCUCUCUCUCCUUUCCCCGGAGUGGCAUUUCAUCAGCAUACAGUACAGUAUUUCUGCCAUCUUUGUUUGCAUUGCAGUGACUCAUCAAAAGUCUGUUUUGGGACCCACAUCUCCGGCACCGGACUCUUUUCCCUUCUUCUUUCUUUCUUUCUUUCUUUCUUUCUUUCUUUCUUUCUUUCUUUUUCCCUAUCCUCCCCCCUUGAAAAAAGAACUCGCCUUGGCUUUGAGUUCCCCUAUGAAAGGGCUCCAUUCAUUGCAGAGAAUGGCUUGAGUGUUGGAGAGAAGAAGAACGGCAUCCGGAGAUGCUUUUGUGCCGAGAUUUGACUUGGAGAGAGAGAGAGAAAGAGACACACAUACACACACACACUGGAGGCUGGCCUUUUGGUUAUGAUUAUUGUCAUCAUUACCAAACACACACACACACAUGCAAACGCGCAAUUUCCCCGGGAAGAGCGUACGGAAACACGGAUUUCAAGAUGCGCCCUCCUUGUGACUCCGCUGCCUCUGCCGUGACCGUGUGAGGAGCCUUCCACCCCGGGCGCCAUGUCGUCGCAGCUUCUGCACAUCGAGAUCCCCAACUUCGGCAACACGGUGCUGGGCUCCCUGAACGAGCAGCGGCUGCUGGGCCUCUACUGCGAUGUCUCCAUCGUGGUCAAGGGCCAGGCCUUCAAGGCCCACCGGGCCGUCCUGGCGGCCAGCAGCCUCUACUUCCGGGACCUCUUCAGCGGCAACAGCAAGAGCGCCUUUGAGCUGCCCGGCUCGGUGCCGCCCGCCUGCUUCCAGCAGAUCCUCUCCUUCUGCUACACGGGCAAGCUGACCAUGGCAGCCAGUGAGCAGCUAGUGGUCAUGUACACGGCUGGCUUCCUCCAAAUCCAGCACAUUGUGGAGAAAGGCACCGACCUCAUGUUCAAGGUCAGCUCCCCGCACUGUGACUCCCAAACCGCCACCGCCGAGGACCCCGGCUCCGAACCCCAAAGCCCAUGCAACCCGCUGCAGGCUGCCUCGUACGCCGCUGCGGCCCCGCUCCCGCUUCUAGCCAGGGUCAAGCACGAAAACCUGGAGUUUCACUCCAAAAGGGGAAGCGGUAGUGGUGCCACCGAUGGUGGGGGACCCCUGAGGCUGUCCCGGGUCUCGUAUUACGGGGUGCCCGGCCUGGCUGCCCUCGUGCCCGGGGCUCCCACGGCAGGGCCGUACUCACAAGGGGAGCGAACCAGCCCUGGAGCCAGCAGCCUACCCACAACCGACAGCCCCACGUCCUACCACAACGAGGAGGACGAGGAGGAGGACGAGGCCUACGACACCAUGGCCGAGGAGCAGUACGGCGGGCAGCAGAUGUAUAUCAAGGCCAGCGGCGGGUACGCCGGGCCUCCAGAGAAGCCGGAGCCGGUGCCCUUGGAGAGCCGAUCCUGCGUCCUCAUCCGCCGCGACUUGGUGGCCCUCCCAGCCAGCCUCAUCAGCCAGAUCGGCUACCGCUGCCACCCCAAGCUCUACUCCGAGGGUGACCCUGGCGAGAAACUUGAACUCGUGGCAGGCUCGGGCGUCUACAUUACCCGAGGGCAGCUGAUGAAUUGCCACCUGUGCGCCGGAGUCAAGCACAAAGUCCUCCUGCGGCGCCUCCUGGCUACCUUCUUCGACAGGAACACUUUGGCCAACAGCUGCGGAACGGGAAUCCGGUCUUCCACUAGUGAUCCCAGCCGGAAGCCUCUCGACAGCCGGGUCCUUAAUGCUGUGAAACUGUACUGUCAGAACUUCGCCCCGAGCUUCAAGGAGAGCGAGAUGAAUGUCAUCGCGGCCGACAUGUGUACCAACGCCCGCCGGGUGCGCAAGCGCUGGCUGCCCAAGAUCAAGUCCAUGUUGCCGGAGGGCAUGGAGGUCUACCGCUCCGUCAUGGGAGCCACCGCCGCCGCUGCCGCCAAUGGUCUCCACUUGGACCCGGAUUUCCAGCCGCCCACCGCCCAGAUCUUCGAACAGCGCAUCUACGCCGAGAGGCGGGGCGAGUCCGGGACCAUCGUGGCACUGAGAACUAACACGGUCACCGUCGACCAGGGCAACGGGUCCGGCCCGCUGUUCGAGGGGAGCGACGAGGGCGAACCCGUCACCGCCCUCCGAGAGUCUACCGGCGAUGAAGCGCUAGCUUCGGAGGAGGAGGCCCAAAGCUCCGCGGUGGCACCUUUCGAACCCGGAUCGGGGCCCGGCAGCCGGCCGGAAACCCCGGCGAGACGACAAGACGGCGCUUACGGCGGGACUUUAUGAACGACGUUGAGUUCGGACGAACGGAAGGGGCUCGGCCGACGAGGGAUCGAUCAUACUAAAAAAAGCUGCUUGCAUGCGUUAUUAAUUAAUAACAGAGAAAUAAUAAUAAUGAUAAUGAUAAUAAUAAUGUGACCGAACCCGUGACCUACUGAACUGCUACUGUUGCCUGAACAAAAAUGUGAUUUUUUAAAAAGAAUUAUUAUUAUUAUUCUGCUUGUCUUUAGAAAGAAAAAACGAUGAAGGAAAACAAAAAUCAACAUAUCACGGUCCUGAUAAUACUGUAAGCGACUCUAGGUCUAAGGAGAGCAAACAUAAUCCCGGGCUCCUUUUUUAAAAAAAAUAUAUGAUAAUUCCCAAGGUCAAAGUCUAGAAGAUGGUAGCAUUCCUAUCCCAGAAGAGCUAUUCCGCAUCCCUGAAGGUUUUCCAUCCGAAUGUAUCAAGACGGGACAAAUGGGAGGAAUGAACGAACGAGGAAAAGGUGAAACGAGAAUGCGCCAAAACGCCGUCUUUUGGGGGAUUUUCAUUGUUUGGUUUGUUUUAAUUUGCGGACAAAGGUACAGUUGGUUGUUUUGUCUACACACAUCCAUCUAUCUCAGGCAUGGGCCAACUUUGGCCCUGCAGGUGUUUUGAACUCCAAGUCCCACAAUUCCAAACAGCCUCAGGUUUGAGGCUGUUAGGAAUUGUGGGAAUUGUAGUCCAAAACACCUGGAGGGAGAGUCUAAGUUUGCCAAUGCCUGAUAUAGCUAGAUAAACAGCUUUGGAUUUAUCUGGGCUGGCAGGAAAUCCCCUCUCUCUGCAUACAAACACAUGAACAAUGAGUUUAGUUAAUUGCCUUGGCUUGGGAAAUGGCCAGAGGGGUUUGCGAGUCCAAAACACCUGGAGGGCCCAAAUCUAUCUAUAUCAGUGGUUCUCAACCUGAGGUCCCUAGAUGUUUUUGGCCUACAAUUCCCCGAAAUCCUAACAGCUGGUAAACUGGCUGGGAUUUCUGGGAGUUGUAGGCCAAAAACAUCUGGGGACCCAAGGUUGAGAACCACUGAUCUAUAUAUUGUUGAUACACCAUUGGUAUCCACAAUAUAAACCAAGUAUCCCUUAUCUGAAAUUAUCCAAACUUCGGUGGCUGAGAUGAAGGCACCUAUUUGCUUUUUGAUACGACACAAAAUAUAGUUUCAUGCACAAAAUUAUUUUUAAAAAUUACAUAAAUCAAUGUAUUUAUGUUUAGGUUUAUCUAUCUGCCUAUCUAUAUGUAUGUACAUGGAUAUGUGUGUGUGUGUGUAUCUCUAGUUGGCCUUUAGUAUCCAUUGGAGCCCCCAAAGGUGCAGUGGGUUAAACUGCUGUGCUUCUGAACUUGCUGACCAAAAGGUCAGCAGUUCAAAUCCGGGGAUCAGGGUGAGAUCCAGCUGUUAGCCCCAGCUUCUGCCAACCUAGCAGUUCGAAAACAUGCAAGUGUGAGUAGAUCAGUAGGUACUGCUUUUGUGGGAAGGUAAUGGUGCUCCAUGCUGUCAUGCCAGCCACAUGACCAUGGAGGCGUCUGUGGACAACGCUGGCUCUUUGGCUUAAAAAGCUGCUCCUCGGAUUCGAACCGCUGACCUUACGGUCAGCAGUCCUGCUGGCACUUUGUGCGACUGGGAGCUCCAGGCUUUCAGAUAAGGGAUACUCAAGCUAGAAAAAUCCCUGGCUUGGAGUUUGGGAGUCUUCCGAAUUGCCUUUCGUUUCCUUUCCGUUUCCUCAUUUUGGUUUCCUCCUUUUCAACGUCACGUUCUUCCUUCCGCUUUCUUCCUUCGCUUUUGGCUUUCAUUUUGGCGAAGCUGGCAGGGUUCCAGGACCGAAAGCGAUAUCCAAGGUCUUCCGCUUGUGUGUGUGCGUGCGUGUGUAUGUUGUGUAGUGCCGAGCAGAACAUUCCGAAAUUAUGACGAUCGUUACGAUUAUGAAUUCCCAUUUUUCCCAAUAUGGGGACAGUUCGUCACCUGGGCCCGUCAUUGUCAAAUGAUGUAUUUGGCGCCUUGUUAUUGAAGUGGAAUUGCACUCUGAAUGGCACGUUUCGGGCGACCGAAGUAUGAAAUAGAGGACUUAGGCCUUCUUGGUCGGAGAUCUCUCAAGUCACCACUAUUUUGGCAUGUUUCCUUCCUUUCUGAAUAGGAAAUGGCUUUGCUUGGAGCCGUGGGUUUUGCAGUUCGGGGUGCACCGGCCAACGGCAUCCAUUUUUGAAGUCUUCAUGGUUGUGGCCAAUUGGGAUGUCAUCCUUAACCCAAUCAGCCUCAGUGGUUAGACAGGUAGAGUUAAAGGAUGGAGGAGAUAUGCUAUGUUUCCCUUUGCAGAACAAUGGAAAAGGUAAACGACAGGAUAGAAAGGGAAUGGAGACCUUUAGGCCUUCUGUUGGUUGUCCCCCUUCAUCUGAGAUAUCUCAAGUCGCCGUAGGUUGAAUAUGAUAUGGCCGAAAUGGGUGCGUCAACCAUAUUGACUCCCCCUUUGAGGUCUUCUCAGUGCAUUAUAGGGCUGUGAUGGGUCCCAAUUAACCCUCAAUGGCCAGAGUUCCAAUGAUGGAGAAGUUCUGCCAUGUCUUCCUUUCAGAAAAGGUCAAGGAUUGGAAUGGGUUGCUCUAUGAGUUGGUGUUGAGCUUCAUCUCUCCGUUGGCCUCUGUGUCCGAGACGGAUGAAGUCCAACUUGGAGUAUAGAAGCCAUAUUGACUUCCCAUUUGAGGUCUUCACAGUGCAUUAUAGGGCUUUGAUUGUUCCCAAUUAACUCUCAAUGGCCAGAGUUCCAACGAUGGAGGAGUUCUGCCAUGUCUUCCUUUCAGAAAAGGUCAAGGAUUGGAAUGAGUUGCUCUGUGAGUUAGUGUUGAACGUCAUCUUUCCGUUGGCCUCUGUGUCCGAGACGGAUGAAGUCCAACUUGGAUAAUAGAAGCCUUCUUAAAAAGGGGAACGGAUGGGUAGCCGGUAUGUGAGAAUAUGGCAGAGGAGGUUGUGAUGGGAUUGGCAUGAAGGGACACCAAAUAUAUAGUUAUAUAUAUGGACAGCUUUGGAGAGGUUUUCACAGAAAUGUUUUGUUCUGAUUCUUUUUUUUGCCCCGGUCAGGAUAGAUAGUUGAGCGUCUUCAACCCAGGUUCUGGGUUCAUGGAUUGUAGAGCCGGCCUCACAAGCGCGUAAGAUGGAUAAAGCAAUGUAUGGUUUAAGAGCAGGCAAGACAGGGAUUGUUGCCGUUUGGAAAUUAGGAAUUUUGCCACAUUUCCCAACAGCUCCUUCUCACCAAGGCGGCCCUCUCUUCCUUUCCCUUCGACGAUCAUUGCUUGCCUUUUGCCCCAUUUUUGGAAGGAUUACCAAUUCCUAUAAGCUUGGUUUAGAGUGUCAUUCGAACCAAGGAAUCCUGGUUUGUUACUCUGUUUACGAAACAGGAUUCGGAAACAAACCCUAGUUUGUGAUCCUGGCUUGUGUUGGAAACCGGGAUUCUAGAUUUUUCAUUUUAUCUUGAUUUGUCGCUCUGUUUACAAGCCAUGGGUUGUGAUCCUCGCUUGUGUUGGGAAUUGUGAUCCACACUUGACAUUUCAGCCUAGAAAGCCUGAUUUGCUGCUCCAUUUACAAACCCCAGUUUGUGAUCAUAGCUUGUGUCGGAAACUGGGAUUCUAGGUUUGUCGUUUUUACCUAAUCUUGGUUUGUCGCUCUGUUUACAAACCCUGGUUUGUGGUCCUGGCUUGUGUCGGAACCAGGAUUCCAUGUCUGUCAUUUCAACUUGGCAAUCCUGGUUUGUUUACAAACCAGGAUUUGGAAACGAGCCCUGAUUUGUCUUGAGAAAUGGGAUCCACACUUGGCAUUUCAGCCUAGAAAGCCUGAUUUGCUGCUCUAUUUACAAACCCCAGUUUGUGAUCUUGUCUUGAGUCGGAAACCGUGAUUCUAGGUUUGUCUUUUUUCCUAAUAAUCCUGGUUUGUCCCUCUGUUUACAAACCCUGGUUUGUGGUC